This is a messenger RNA of Oncorhynchus keta (chum salmon), 3325 nucleotides long. RefSeq names its product xaa-Arg dipeptidase-like. The transcript has 7 exons. The record is from RefSeq and is a predicted model, not a curated record. NCBI's taxonomy places the organism in Eukaryota, Metazoa, Chordata, Actinopteri, Salmoniformes, Salmonidae. Bases 52 to 1347 code for a protein of 431 amino acids. Gene Ontology annotation, molecular function: dipeptidase activity.
CCUACUGUCUGCAGUCCAGUGUUUAGUGCUGACCCAGUCGACUCGUUAUAAAUGGCUCAGCACGCUACAGAUACGCUCCUGGAGCUAAAACAAAAAGUUGGCAGUUGUAUCGACGAAGCCAAGGACAGGCUUCAUCGUCUUAGUAAAGACAUAUGGAGUUGCCCAGAACUCGCAUAUGAAGAAAGAAAGUCCCACGACAGGUUAGUUACAUUUUUCUCAGAGGAGAAGGGAUGGACUGUGGACAGUCAUUUUAAGCUCGAGACAGCAUUCCGUGCCAUAUGGGGACCUGUCGGUGGCAAGGAGAACAAUAAUGUCAUAAAUGUUGGUUUCUUGAGUGAAUACGACGCACUGCCAGGCAUUGGACAUGCAUGUGGCCAUAACCUCAUUGCGGAAAUAGGAGCUGCUGCAGCGAUCGGAUUAAAAGCUUUGGUAGAAAACACACCCGAUUUCCCCGUCCCUGUACAGGUGACAGUGUUGGGAACCCCAGCAGAAGAGGAUGGAGGGGGUAAAAUCGACCUGAUAAGGGAGAGAGCGUUUGAUGGCAUGGACGUGGUAUUCAUGGCUCAUCCCUCACAGGAGGAUGCUUCCUGGCUGCCAGAUGUGGCUGAACACGAUGUCAUAGUGAGAUACCAUGGCAAGGCAUCUCAUGCUGCAGCCUAUCCCUGGGAAGGGGUCAACGCGCUGGACGCUGCUGUCCUUGCCUACAAUAACCUUUCAGUGCUCAGACAGCAACUCAAACCAGACUGGAGAAUCCACGGUAUCAUCAAGCAUGGAGGGGUGAAACCCAACAUCAUCCCUGCCUACACAGAGCUGGAGUACUAUCUCCGAACUCCCUUACGUAAAGACUUGCCCACCAUCAAGGCCAAGGCUGAGAUGUGUUUUAGAGCCGCUGCCAUGGCAACUGGCUGUGAAGUUGAACUGGAGUUCGCAAGGAAUGCCUUUCACAAUGUCCUGCGGAAUCCCACCCUGCAUGGGUUGUAUGAGGUAAACGGCAAGGCUUUGGGGAUGGAAUUCACUACAGAUGAAGAUGUCCUCAAAAACACCUCUGGCUCCACAGACUUUGGCAAUGUGUCUUUUAUUGUUCCCGGAAUCCACCCUUACUUUUACAUUGGCUCAGAUGCUCUAAACCACACAGAGGAAUACACCGUAGCUGCUGGUGAUGAUAAAGCUCAGUUCUACACCCUGCGGGCGGCCAAGGCCCUGGCCAUGACAGCACUGGAUGUGCUGCUGUGCCCAGAGCUGCUGCAGAGAGCCAGAGAGGAGUUAAAGGAGGCUAACCUAAAGGAGGAGCGGGCCCUGAGAGGGGCCUCAGAGGCCAAACAUUGUGGAGGGGCAGCCCAGCACUGAACCACAUACUGUAUACUAACAGUAGGCUCUGGCAGAUAGCCUACCAUGUCAUCUCCUGCCGACCUGAUUCAACCAAUCAACUUCAUGAUCUCAUUGAAAUGAAUUACCUAACUUAGUGCGGGGCUAGAACAAAACCCUGUGAUCUGUAGCUCUCUAUUGACCAACGUUUGUGUUCACUGAUCUUUCUGGUCAAAGGUAACCAUAAUAGAGAGAAAUACUACUGAUCCGCUGGUCAGUUUUGAUAUUCCAACAGCUGAUGAUGGGCUAUUGAUAGGAGGAAAAUCUUAAUCAACUUGAUUUUCAGCCAUUCAUGGGGCCCUAAAAACACUAUUUGGUGCUUCUACCAAAGAUAUGAGUCUCUGUUAUGUGUGAGCACUUGAAUUGUUAUUAUCAUUACAUUAUAAAAACACCCUCAUUACAUUUUGUAAAGCCUUUUUUUGUAGGAUAUACCUUUCCAGGUUUUGGUUGAAAUUAGGCUUAACUCCAAACAGAUGUCAUAUCAAUGUGGCAUUGGAUAAGCCUAAAUGCAUUGGAAAAGCAGGUUUAAUUUCAAAUACUUGGCUCGCCUGAUCACUGGGCUCAAAGAACCAAUCACACAACACAAUGUCUGUUGGAGACAGACAGGUCUCCUUAUAAGGCGCCACUCGCCCGCCCACUGGUCAUUCUCGCCUCUCUUCCUUGCGGAAGAGACUAUGCUCACUAUGCUCACUAAAGUCUUCCUACUAAACUGUUCUCAAGCGAACAGUAAGGUUAACACUGCAAAACUUGGGGCCUCAGCUCCUGUCGAUGGUGUUGAGUACUGAUCAAAAGAAAAGUUUUGCUUUGAGUAUACAGCUAGCUAUCGAGACUUAGUUAGCCCACACCGCAAGGCUCGCUGGAAAGUUAGUUAAACACACCAGCAUUACUACCUGCAAAGGUAACAUUGCUAGCUCCUGUCUCUUGUCUAGCGAGCCCGAAAGCUAGCUAAAAACACUACAACGGGCUAGCUCUCGCCGGAAGACUUAACUAAGCUGGGUAAUAUGCUAAGUCAGCACUCGCUUUCCCGUGCACCCUGUGCACGGUAUGGACUUUCCCAAGACCGCCCUCAAGUGAAGGCUGUGAAGAGCAGUCCUUUUGUGGGCCCUAUCACCCUCACAGCCUGCAGGCGAGGAGGCUACCACGCAACCUCAACCCACAUGGGUGGAGGUAGCAGAGAGUUACCCAGAGGACCUCAAACCACUGUUUGAUGAGCUUGCAGCGGGGGAAGGGGAAGGGGACCUUGUCAUUGACAAGUUUGAUGACGAGGAAAUGACUGGCAUCUUCCCAGAGGAAGAAGAGGGGGAAGAGGAAGCCCCAGGCUUGAGGCCCUCUUCCUACCUCAGCGGAGCUAGGAUACCCAAAGACAGAUUCGGACUUAUCGAUGUCUGCAGACGGACAGUGAUCAGACUCAAGAUCGUGGAGGAGGACAAGGGCUUUGACAAGCCGCCGGUGGUCGAGCCGUCACUGGCUAACCAACUCAGCCCCAGUGCCUCGUCAAUGACCAGCACUGCUCUCCCUGAAGCGUUUUACCGCCUCCAUAUUCCAUAAGGUCUACAUAUCUGCGGCAUGUUCUGUAUGUGAAUUGAACGUAAUGUCCCUACUGUUGGCUUACCAGGCCAAUUUGUUGCUAGGCAAUAUCUUAGGCAAAGGCACAGUCAUCUAGUACCUAUGGGACGAGAUCUGUCAUUGCAGAUCUCAACCUCCGGGCCUCCAGAGUCGUCAUACAAGGUUGUGGGCGCGCCAUGAGCCUUGCAGUGGUGGAGCCUUGUGGCUCAACAUGUCCAGCCUCUCGAACAAGGAAAAGGCAGAUUUCCUCCAUAGUCCUAUCACACCGAAGGAACUGUUUAGGCCUGUCGCCAUCAUAACUGAUACAGAAGAUCUUUGUAAGGUAGGCGAAGCCUUUAACUUCUGCUUGUCCCCAAGAUCUGGGUAACCCGCUCUCCCCUUCCAUGAGCCAAGG